UGGUCUCACUGAUAGCUCGAGAAUGGAGGAAGUCAUUUCAGCAAUGAAAGACCUGGAAGCUGCACUGUUGAUAGACACUGGACUAACAUCUACUCCACCACCACCUGUUUCUCAUUCCUCUCUACAAGCGGGCAACAGGGGAGGCGGUACCCCUGGGAUUUUAAUUCACUCUGUUUUACACCCAACACCUCAAAAACCAACAAGAUAGCAGCAAGACUGACCUAAUAGACAUAAAGAUGAGAGAGAGGGAGGAGGGUUGUAGGAGUGCUUGUGUGUUUGUAUGUGAUUUUACAGAUGAAUGGCUUGCUAUGUUAAAAAUUAAUUGCACCAAUUUCUGCACUCACUACAUAAAAGGGUGGCUCCUAAGGAUGCCGCCGUGUAUUAUGAAAAUAACUUUCUCUAAGUGAGGUUUUGGUGGGGGAAACACUCUCUCCUUUUUUUUACUGAUACUGAAGAUGAGACUGGUCUUGUUAUUGUAUGUGGUUUUACUCGCUUGGGAAGUCGAAAACCUGACGUGCACUUGCAAUAUUUGUGGUGACCAUACAAUUUGUGUUGUGGACUCUGUCAACAGUCACUGUUAUGCCAAGACCUUCGUUAAAGGCAACGAGACAAUAAUAGGAAAGGGCUGCUACAGCGACACUGAAAGCACUAUGUUUUGUAACACCUCAAGCAGCAGCUGGGCCACUGAGUGUUGCUCCAAUCAUUUCUGUAACGCUCGCCUUCGACCAGAGCUGCCCAUCACUAAUAGCACUACAGAAGUAUCCAUAAAACCAAAUCUCACUGGACCUUUCCCUGGCCCUUUUCCUGGCCCUACCACUGAAGAGCCUACAGAAAAUUUGCCUAUCAAAUGUCUCAAAUACAAUUCAAGAAAGCCUUUAAGAGGCAAUCGUGAAUGCUUCACUGCCAUUGGUAGCUGCUACCGACUUCAGAGACUGGACCCUGUUAAUAAAACUGUGCUAUAUUGGAAGUAUGGAUGCAUGGUCAACUGUAGCAAUGAAACCCGAAGGAGGGCCAUCUUAGAGUGCUGUAACACUUCAUCAUGUAAUAAUGAUACACAACAUCUGCCUGAAGAACCACCAGCACCAAUCACCAAAACACACAUUCGAACCGCCUCUUCUACAGCAACGACAGCUGCAUCUUCCACUGCAUCUAGUACAAGACACAAUGUCGUAUCAACUACUCUACUAUCCCCAACCAGUACUGAACUAUCUCAUUCUCAUUCUACUACAUCAAGAACUAACAUUCACAGUCCGACACCAAUCAUAACAAACAGUGGCGAAGUCAUUACAAUAGUAAAAGACUCAGAAUCUGACUCUUUCUCCUUCAUCCUUGUACCACUCUGUAUUGUCUAUCUCUUUGUGACGAUACUUGUUGUUUCUCUCGUCGCUGUGAUCUGCUACAAACAGAGACAGAUAAGGAGACUAGAGACUACAGUGAGGGUCAUGAAAGUGACACAGAAACAAUCUCACAGUGGCUCAAUGAGCAAUGAAAGAACUAACAGUACAAAUAAUGAUGGUAGUACAUCAGUAUGACAUAAACUUAUUCAUGUUAACAAAAUGUACAGUACAGGCAAUAAUGACAUCAAUCAAUCAAUAUACAUGGUACCUAAUCCAUCUAUUUUAUAUUUAUGACCAAUCUAUCACUUCCCUCACUUGCUUUCUCUCUCAGCUCUCUCCUCCUGUUUUUGUGUGUGUGUAUGAUACUUCUUAUUUUGUGCUACAUUUUUAAACACUAUUACUAACAAUUGUUGUCCUUAUAAAUAAAUUAAUAUCUUUUGAAUCAAAAACUCCUCCACUGGUAUGUAUGUACAUUGUAUAUUAUAAUGGGCCUCCAUUGAUUACAAAGACAAUUUACAAAUGCUUCAUCAA
This is a messenger RNA of Amphimedon queenslandica, 1868 nucleotides long. RefSeq lists its product as uncharacterized. NCBI's taxonomy places the organism in Eukaryota, Metazoa, Porifera, Demospongiae, Haplosclerida, Niphatidae. The record is from RefSeq and is a predicted model, not a curated record. The transcript has 5 exons. Bases 456 to 1532 code for a protein of 358 amino acids. Gene Ontology annotation, molecular function: transmembrane receptor protein serine/threonine kinase activity. Gene Ontology annotation, cellular component: membrane.